GUCUCUGAAAUGAGCCGGGCACGCAGACGCUGGAGGAAGGCGGUGGCUGUGGGCGUCCGUGACUUUCUUCUGCCCAUUUAUCUCCUCCCACGUUGUGCCUCCCCCUACCGCAUCUCCGAGAACAAGGACUCUGCUUCCUCUAAGGACACUCACACCCAAGGAUCAUGGACUCCUUCAGGAGGGGAAGUGAGCGUUACCUCUGAGGCCACCUUGACGAUCCCUCGGGUCUCUGGUCUUCCAGGAAGUCAUUGGAGGGAGAGAACCAUGAUAGUCUAGGCCAGUGCUCUCCAAUAUCGCAUCCAUCAAAUGCUUGAACUGUCCUUUUUCAAGGUCACAGACACAAAGAGAGCUUUAAGACCUCUAGAGAGAGCAGACACGUGAAGGCAUGAAUAUGGGCGUUUCUCUGGGGGUAAACCCGUGUAGAAGCCUACCAAUGGGCAAGCCACGUGAAUACGUGAGCAGACGUGUGAUGGUUUCUGGGAGUGUGUAUGAGUGUGGGGAAGUGAGCAGAUGUGUGGAUGAGAGUGAAUGUUUCCAAGUGUUCCUCUGUCUGGGGGCCCCGGGAGAGGGGACACCAUGUCCAGGAUUAGGUCAAGGGGUGCGUCUAGCCUCUGUUCCAGACAUGGGUGGAGCUCCAGUGGCUGGUCCCCUUGCCUCACAUCCGUUCCUGUCCUCCACGGGGCCUUGAAGAAGUAGAACUUCUUGGGGUGGAGCUGAGGGGUGGGACUGGGGCAGGGGGCAGGAAGAUGUGGGAGACCUAGGAAUCCUGCCUCCAAGUCCAGAUACCCCAAACCUAAAAGGCAGGACUCCCAGGGGGGGCCAGAUUCUCUCUUGAGAGGGGCAGGGGAUGAAGGUCAUAUGGGUAGACACAUACAUAGUUUCCUGUAAAGUUUGUGACCAUCCUUUAAAAUUUUUAAAAUUUAUAUAUAUUGAGUCUAAUUGGUGUAUAAUGAUGUGUGCGAUUGAGGUAUACAGGUGCGGACUUGAUAUAUUUGUUUAUUACAACAUGAUGACCGUGUAGCAUUGACUAACAUUUCUGUUGCUGGUUCCUGAUUGUGGUGGUUCCUGUCUCUGGAUCUAUGGGCUUCUCCUGCUUGGCGCUCCCGGGGACCUCUGGUCUCCUAAGACCCUCUUGAUCUGGGGUGAGGGGCAGUGAGGUUGUCCCAGGGCUGGAGGGUCCUGGAUCACUGAAAAGAGGAGGCUGACCUCUCCUCCCCCUACCCCCAACCCACAGAUUUCCUCAUCUGCCAUGACACCUUCCGGUGGGUGGGGAUGUGUGUGGGCAAACUGGCAGACUGGGAACCAUGGAGUCUGAGGAAAUCUACACGAAGAAGAAGGUCAAGAUGCAGGCGGUAGCCUUCAAAGAUAAGAAACAGAGGGCUCCAGCCAAUAAGGAAGGUGCAGAUAACCCUGACUAUGAGAAUAUCACCUUGACCUUCAGAAACCAGGACCAGCUGAAGGGCAGGCAUUCACCAUCCAAGGAUCAGCACAAGCAACCACCUGCCAACACACAUCGUGCAGCCUUGGGAGGGGCCCAUGUCCCCACCCUGUCUAGGCAGCCCUCAGACUCCGCCCAGGUCCCUCAUUGUCUGCACAGAGCCCUUAUGAGCCUGCACAUCAUUCUCAUCCUGUCCUGUGUCAUUCUCUUGGCAGUGGUCCUGGCAAAGAAUUCUGAGAUGUCCCGGGAGUUGCUGGUCUUGAAGAGGGAGCUCUGGAAUGUCUCCACCUUGGUGCGCGGGUGUCAAGAGGAGCAGAAUCAGGGCUGGAGCUCGGUCCAGCAGCUCGUCAUGGAGGCCAAGCAGGACAUUAAUGUGGUCAAGAGAGAUGUCCAGGCCGAGAGUGAUAAAGUGAAGACGCUAUCAGCAGACAUGAACCAAAUCAAGCAUAAGUUACAGGAAAUCUCCAAUGCACUGGAGAAGAAGAGCCCAAGCUCAUAGACCUCAACAGAUGGGGAGACCUCGAAGACCCGGCUGCACCUCCCAGUGAAGCCAGCCACAUGUGUGUAUCAUGGUGUGUUAUGAGCGUAAUGCAUGACACAGUGGGUGGCUGUGUCAGCAAGGACCCCCAAAAGUGUGUCACUGUGAAUGUGGGUGUUGGCAACAUGGGGAGCACGGUGACCACAUGUGAGUGUCCUGUGGUAUGUUGUACAAAUGUGUCCUGGUGGAGCUGUGUGGGGGGCACCCUGUGUGCCACUAUAAUUGUGGUGUCACCGCGUGUGCCGUCAUUGCUUAUGUUGGUGUGAACAGGCGUGUGCCAAUAUGUGUGACUGAUCAUGUCAUCGAGGGUGUUCAGAGCCUGUACACAUGUAUGCCCCUUUGUUUCUGCACUCACGGUUUGUGAUUUGUGAGGAUAAAGACCGAUGCAAAAGAA
Molecule: messenger RNA, 2370 nt
Organism: Lontra canadensis (Northern American river otter)
Lineage: Eukaryota; Metazoa; Chordata; Mammalia; Carnivora; Mustelidae
Gene: MCEMP1
Product: mast cell expressed membrane protein 1
Exons: 9
Coding region: 1305-1937 (210 amino acids)
Source: RefSeq, a predicted model, not a curated record